Messenger RNA from Gilbertella persicaria, 3069 nucleotides. RefSeq names its product alanyl-tRNA synthetase. The transcript has 4 exons. The record is from RefSeq and is a predicted model, not a curated record. The coding region runs from base 202 to 3069 and encodes 955 amino acids. Gene Ontology annotation, molecular function: alanine-tRNA ligase activity; aminoacyl-tRNA deacylase activity; ATP binding. Lineage: Eukaryota; Fungi; Mucoromycota; Mucoromycetes; Mucorales; Choanephoraceae. Gene Ontology annotation, biological process: alanyl-tRNA aminoacylation; tRNA modification. Gene Ontology annotation, cellular component: cytoplasm; mitochondrion.
UUCUUUUUUUUUCUCUCUCUCUUUCUUCCAAUAUGGAGUCCUACUUUCAAGUGUUCCGUAGUCAUAUGCAGGAAAAAAAAGUCUAUUUGUGACAGUGUUUUCAUUCGCGUUGAUUGGUUCAUUGUUUUAAAAAUUUAUUCAUUUUUUUUACUUUUUGACAUAUUUCCUCCCCCCUUUUUUUUCUUCCUUACAAUUCAUACUAUGACUGAGUGGCCCGUUAACAAGGUGCGUUCCACCUUUAUCAAGUUCUUUGAAGACAAUCAACACACUUUUGUCCCUUCCUCUUCUACUAUUCCUCAUGAUGAUCCUACUCUUUUGUUUGCCAACGCCGGUAUGAACCAGUACAAACCUCUUUUCUUGGGUACAGUUGACCCCAACUCUUCUUUGGCCAGUCUUAAGCGUGCCUGUAACUCUCAAAAGUGUAUUCGUGCUGGUGGUAAGCACAAUGAUUUAGAUGAUGUCGGUAAAGAUACCUACCAUCACACUUUCUUUGAAAUGUUGGGUAAUUGGUCCUUUGGUGACUAUUUCAAGAAGGAAGCUACUCAAUUUGGUUGGGAAUUCUUGACCAAGGUCAUCAAUCUCCCCAAGGAUCGUCUUUAUGUGACUUACUUUGGUGGUGAUGAAAAGCAAGGUCUUCCUGCUGAUCUUGAAGCCAAGCAAAUGUGGUUAGAUCUUGGUGUUGAAGAAAAGCGCUUGCUUCCUGGUAACGUCAAGGACAACUUCUGGGAAAUGGGUGAAACCGGUCCCUGUGGUCCUUGUUCUGAAAUUCACUAUGAUCGUAUUGGUGGACGUGAUGCUGCUCACUUGGUCAACAUGGAUGAUCCUAAUGUCCUUGAAAUUUGGAACAUUGUGUUUAUCCAAUUCAACAGAGAACAAGACGGUUCUCUUCGUACUUUGCCUAAUCAACACAUCGAUACUGGUCUUGGUCUUGAACGUCUUGUCUCUAUUCUUCAAAACAAAUACUCCAACUACGAUACCGAUUGUUUCACACCCAUUUUUGACAAGAUCAAGGAAUUGACCGGUGCUAGAGAAUACACAGGUUUGUUGGGUGAAGAAGAUAAGGAUGGUAUCGAUACAGCCUACCGUGUUGUUGGUGAUCACAUUAGAACCUUGACAUUUGCUAUUUCUGAUGGUGGUGUUCCUAGUAAUGAAGGUCGUGGUUAUGUCUUGAGACGUAUCCUUAGACGUGGUGCUCGUUACGUCCGCAAGUACUUUAAUGUUCCUAUUGGAUCCUUCUUCUCUUCUCUUGUGGAUACCUUAGUCGAACAAAUGAAGGAAGGUUACCCUGAAUUGGCUAAGAAGGCUGAUGAUGUCAAGGCCAUCUUGGACGAGGAAGAAGUUGCUUUCUCCAAGACAUUGGAUCGCGGUGAAAAGCUUUUCGAAGCUUACAUGAAGAAGGCCAAGGAAUCUGGUUCUACUGUCUUGUCUGGUGAUGACGUCUGGCGUCUCUAUGACACGUAUGGUUUCCCUGUUGAUUUGACUCGUAUCAUGGCUGAAGAAAACGGUUUAGAAGUCAACGAAGCUCAAUUUGAAGCUGCUCAAGAGGCUGCCAAGAACAAGUCUCGUAAGGUCAAGGGCGGUGACAAUGGCCAAGGUGUGGUUGCCCUUGAUGUCCAUGAUCUUGGUGCUUUAGACAAUAAUGAUGCUGUCCCCAAAACAGAUGACAAGUACAAGUACUUGCCUGGUAAUGUCCAAGGUCAAAUCAAGGCUAUUUUCUUUGAACACAAGUUCCUUGACUCUACUGCUGAUAUUCCUGAAGAUCGUCACUUUGGUAUCUUGACUGACAAGACUAACUUUUACGCUGAAUCAGGUGGACAAGAAUUCGAUACUGGUUCCAUCAUUACUUUGGACGGUAGUACUGAAUUUGCUGUUCACGACUGUCAAGUCUAUGGUGGUUAUGUCUUGCAUGUAGGUCAUCUCAAGUACGGUCAAUUGUCUCUUGAUGACCAAGUUGAGCUUUCUUAUGAUGAUGUCCGUCGUUUCCCUUUGAGAAACAACCACACAGCCACUCACAUCCUCAACUUUGCUCUUCGUGAAGUCUUGGGUGAUGACAUUGACCAAAAGGGUUCUCUUGUCUCUCCUGAAAAGCUCCGUUUCGAUUUCUCUUUCAAGACACCUGUCAAUGCUAAGCAAUUAGAACAAGUGGAAAAGAUCUGUAACGAUUUUGUUGCCAAGAACAUGAAGGUUUACUCCAAGGAAGUGCCUUUAGCUGUUGCCAAGGCUGUCCAUGGUCUCAGAGCCGUCUUUGGCGAAACUUAUCCUGAUCCCGUCCGUGUUGUCUCUAUCGGUUUCGAUGUUGACGAAAUCACUCAAGAUGUCUCUAACCCCAAGUGGAAGACAACCAGUGUUGAAUUCUGUGGUGGUACUCACGUUGCCAAGACCAGCGAUAUCAAGUACUUUGCUGUUGUUGAAGAAACAGGUAUUGCUAAGGGUAUUCGUCGUAUUGUUGCCGUCACAGGUGAUGAAGCCACUGCUGCUCACCGUGAAGCACAAACCUUUGUUGGCAAGUUGGACCGUCUUGAGAAAUUGAACGGAUCUGAAUUAGAAGCUGCCCUCAAGGUUGUUUCAAAGGAACUUGAUGCUGCUGUCAUUUCUUCUGUUGCCAAGGCUGCUUUCCGUGACCGUUUUGCUCAAAUCAAAAAGACAUUUGACAAUGCUGAAAAGGCUCGUAAAGCUGAACAAAUCAAGGAAGCCAGUGAAGCCGUCAAGAAGUACUUUGAAGAAAAUCCCGAAGCCUCUUACUUUAUUGCUGAAUUGCCUGUGGGUAACAAUACCAAAGCUUUGGGUGGUGCCAUCAACUAUGCCAAGACUAACUUGAAGGAUAAGGCUGUGUAUGUCUUUAGCAGUGAUAAAGAAUCUGGUCGUGUUGCUCACAACUGUAUUGUCGGCAAGAACUUUAUUGAAAAGGGCUUGAAGGCUUCUGAAUGGGCUACUGUUGUCUGUGAGAAGAUUGGUGGUAAGAAGGGUGGUAAAGAUGAUGCUGCUCAAGGUUCUGGUGAUAAGAUUGAUGGAUUACCUGAUGCUUUGAAGGCUGCUGAAGAAUUUGCCAAGCUUAAGAUCAGUGCUUAA